AACUGGAUUCCAUAACGGGGCGGGACCAAAUCACUCCGAAACAGAAGAGUGGAGAAAACAAGGAGGAUUCCUAAACAUUCAAAGUAUUUCGUAAAAAUUAACCUUAUUAGGGGAUCAGCAAAAUGGAAGUUAUGACACUGUCGUCGACAGACGAACCCCAGAUCGAAUCUGGAGAAGAUCGGAAUCCCGGAGAGGUAACGUUACUGCAAAUUCGCUUUGAGAAAAACCCCAAUCAAAAACUCAAAUACUUGGAGGGUGAACCCAAAAUACUAGGGGUAACACAAAUUGCGUUUGCUGUUUUUUUCACAAUUAUGGUUGUGAUGUUCUAUAUGAAUGGCAUGGACAAAUAUGCAGAUGUGGUCAUGGUCGUGGGUGGCAUUGCCUCGAUGAUCAUCAUUAUUGCAGGAAGUCUGGCAAUAGCUGCACAGAAUCUUCACCUCCCAACUCUAAAGGCUUGUUUAGGAAUGCAAGUGGUGGCCUGUAUGGCCUCUGUGAUAACCAUAUUCAUCCAAAUAAGUAUUUUACCUCCAGUAAAUAACUGUUGGGCAUCAGAACUAGAAUCCCCUCAAAUGACAACAUGCAAAAGUUUCAACACUGGCUUUGAAAAUUACCUGGGAAUACAAAAGCUUGUGAUGACAGUCCACAUUGCCCUUUCUGCCACUAUAGCUGCAUACUGCUGCAAGGCCAUUCAGUUCUGCUCUCCAGUGUCUAAUGUGCCAGUAAUCACGGUUAACGGCCCUCCAAAUCCUCAGUGAAGAAAGAUUUAGUGAUGAGCAGUUCAGAGCCAGGAGCACUAUAAAAAGAUAUAUAUCCACCUACAUCUAUAUAACAGCGGUUUGUAUAACACGAAAAUUGACGAAAUUGACAGUUAUAUAUCUAUGAAUUACUGUGAAUUUAAACGUAAUAUUUUAGAUUUUAACAACAUGUUUCUAAUAUUCCAACACAUUUAUUCAUAUGAUUUGCAUUGACUUUCUUUUCCAUAAUCUAAAUAGUGGGCAAAACCAGUAUAGUCUAUGUGUCAUUUCUGUCCAUCCCAUGGCACUGAACAGAAAUGACUAAGAACUUCUAUAAUGGCUAUAAAGUCCCCCAAGUUUUUUUUUUUUUUUUACAGUAUUCAUUGCAGCAAUAGUCAUCCUCACGGUUUCUAGAUUCUUUCUAAUGGCCAUCUGUUUCCAUCCUGUUUAAACAUGCAAAAAGAACAUUUGUGAGUAGUAAGACAACAUUACAAACAACUUGCACCAACAAAGAACAGGGCAACAAUAAUGCUUCACAAAAACCACCAAGACAAAGUACACUGAUUUAUUGUUCAAUAAAUAUUUCACACAUGAUUUCAAAUACAAAAUAAUCACAUCACAGUUGUUUUAAAAACACACACUAUCCAGUAAUUAUUCUUGUCUUGACUGAGCUUACAAAAUGUUCGAACAUGUAUUACUGCGGAAUUAAAAUAUUUUUUUUCUUAUUUAAAAA
Molecule: messenger RNA, 1467 nt
Organism: Carassius gibelio (silver crucian carp)
Lineage: Eukaryota; Metazoa; Chordata; Actinopteri; Cypriniformes; Cyprinidae
Product: membrane-spanning 4-domains subfamily A member 4D
Exons: 7
Coding region: 123-755 (210 amino acids)
Source: RefSeq, a predicted model, not a curated record